ACACUGGAUCGUGGUGAUGAAUGGAUGCCUUCUACGGAACAUGUGUCUCGAUGCAUUAGCAGACAUUUUCGUGCUUUAAUUUGUCGAAACCAACGCAUACUAAAGCAAUUCAUUUGCCGAUUUACGAUCAGCGAAGAGAACGUUCAGUGUUCGUAGUCUUCUUAUAAUUAUAAUCUCGAACAUUGAGGCAUACAUGAAAUGAUCUGUAAAAACUUUCAUGAACUUUAGGGUCUGUGUUCUGUUCGCAUCGCCUGACACUAGGUAUUGUUGAACGGGUGCUGGCAGUAGUCCUUAAAUCUGAAACAAGUACCUUGUCCCUAUCUGCUACUGGUGGUGCUUUAAAAGUUAUUUGACAAGGUGAAACCAUAAUGAUGAAUGCUGGUCCUGCCAAGUCCGAACAACCUGACACAGGUCUCUUAAUAGAACAUCUUACACAGAUAGAAGGUCUUGCUGAGAGUAUUCUUGCUGACAAGCAGAAGUUGAUCAAUUUAGACAGACAGAGAAAUAAGACACGGGAAGCAAUAAGGAUACUUCAGAAAGAUAAAUCAUCAGAAAAGAAAUGGGUCUGUUAUGGAAAUAUGUUUAUUAAGAUGGAGAAGAGAAAGGUAUCAAGGCUUCUGGAUAAAGAUUUUGAUGAGAUUGAAAAAGAAAUGGCAAGUACACGAUCUGAACUGAAACCUAAAAUGAGUCAGCUUCGAGAUAUGGAACAUGAAGAAGAUAUACAAGGAUUUAAUCUGCAACCACUAAGUGCUGAUGAACUGAAUUCACUGAAAGAUUUGUUGUGACUGGAAAUGAUCACCAUAUGUAUGACAAUUUCUAUUAGCUUUAACUAAACUUUGCAUAGUAUCCUUUUUCCAAGGAAGCAGUUGGCCUAGUGCGUAAAGAACUGGUAUCCAAACCUGAAGGCAAGCCUUUUUAAUACCUGUGUGGUGCAGCAACCUUCCCCCAUUUGACCUGACUACUGAAAAUGAGUACUAGACCUUGGAGGGUUGGGGAAGAUAAAACAGAAAGGCAGAAGAGAUGGGCACCACCCCCUAGGAAAAAAAAAACAAAACCAAAAAAACCCUCAAAACAAGCAUGUUCCAUCACCCCACCUCCCACCCCCCCCCAACAAAGAAAAAAGUGGUCUCGCUUCAUUUCCAGUAACUGAAAGAUUACCUUUUCAUCUUUUUACAAUAUUCUUGCAUUUACGAGUGAUGCAGUUAAAAGAAAUGAAUGAUGUGCAAAAUUUUGUGCUUUCUUUUUCCUCUACAGUAUUCGACAACUGCAACAAGCAGGAAAAUAAAACAGAACUAGUGUAGAAAAAAGCAUAUUGAGAAUAUUCUUAUUGCCAUAAUUUGGAAUUUGUUCAGAAGUGAAGAAUGUGAGGCAAGAACAUGGUGCUGUCUACACCAUUAAAGUGUAAAAUGUUAGGGCAGGCGUGAAUGCUGGACACUUGAUACAUGCACAGCAAGACAUCCACAGUUGGUGAUGGUGAUAAUCUCCCCAUACGAUUCACUUCAUUUAAUUUAUAUUGAAAAGCUAGGUUCUUUAGUAACUGAUGACAAUCAAGAAUAUGUGAAAACUUGUUCAUUUGAAACACAAACUAUUAUUUCACUUAUAAUUUAGAACUAAAGUUUCUUAUUCUUCCAGCAAAAAUUUUAAACAGAUAAGAAGACAAACAUAAAACUAUUUAUGCCAAUGUUCAUCUUUCAGAAAACUUUUAAUAAAAGCAUAAGAGAAUUUAAACAUGUAACAUUUCUACUUGUCAGAUGUCCCCAAAAUAAGUUAAAUAAAAAGAUAUUUUAAAAUG
This is a messenger RNA of Pomacea canaliculata, 1792 nucleotides long. Its product is annotated as p53 and DNA damage-regulated protein 1-like. Lineage: Eukaryota; Metazoa; Mollusca; Gastropoda; Architaenioglossa; Ampullariidae. The record is from RefSeq and is a predicted model, not a curated record. Bases 369 to 785 code for a protein of 138 amino acids. The transcript has 5 exons.